Messenger RNA from Eubalaena glacialis (North Atlantic right whale), 1173 nucleotides. RefSeq names its product LIM homeobox 4 (gene LHX4). Gene Ontology annotation, molecular function: RNA polymerase II transcription regulatory region sequence-specific DNA binding; DNA-binding transcription factor activity, RNA polymerase II-specific. Gene Ontology annotation, cellular component: nucleus. Gene Ontology annotation, biological process: neuron differentiation; regulation of transcription by RNA polymerase II. NCBI's taxonomy places the organism in Eukaryota, Metazoa, Chordata, Mammalia, Artiodactyla, Balaenidae. The transcript is spliced from 6 exons. The record is from RefSeq and is a predicted model, not a curated record. The coding region runs from base 1 to 1173 and encodes 390 amino acids.
AUGAUGCAGAGCGCAGCUGUCCCCGCGGAGGGGGCUGUCAAGGGGCUCCCGGAGAUGCUUGGUGUGCCGAUGCAACAGAUCCCCCAGUGUGCUGGCUGCAACCAGCAUAUCCUGGACAAGUUCAUCCUGAAGGUCCUGGACAGACACUGGCACAGCUCCUGCCUCAAGUGUGCAGACUGCCAGAUGCAGCUGGCUGACAGGUGCUUCUCCAGGGCCGGGAUCGUCUACUGCAAGGAAGACUUCUUCAAGCGCUUCGGCACAAAAUGCACGGCCUGCCAGCAGGGCAUCCCCCCGACCCAGGUGGUCAGGAAGGCGCAGGACUUCGUCUACCACCUGCACUGCUUCGCCUGCAUCAUCUGUAACCGGCAGCUGGCCACGGGGGACGAGUUCUACCUCAUGGAGGACGGGCGGCUGGUGUGCAAGGAGGACUAUGAGACGGCCAAGCAGAACGAUGACUCAGAGGCCGGAGCUAAGCGACCCCGGACCACCAUCACAGCGAAGCAGCUGGAGACACUGAAGAACGCCUACAAGAACUCCCCUAAGCCUGCCCGGCACGUGAGGGAGCAGCUGUCCUCGGAGACAGGCCUGGACAUGAGGGUCGUACAGGUUUGGUUUCAGAACAGAAGGGCCAAGGAGAAGCGGCUGAAGAAGGACGCGGGGCGGCACCGCUGGGGGCAGUUCUAUAAGAGCGUCAAGAGGAGCCGAGGAGGCAGCAAGCAGGAGAAGGAGAGCUCGGCAGAGGACUGUGGGGUUAGUGACAGUGAGCUGAGCUUCCGAGAGGAUCAAAUUCUCUCAGAACUUGGCCACACCAAUAGGAUUUAUGGCAACGUGGGGGACGUUACAGGCGGACAGUUAAUGAAUGGGAGCUUCUCCAUGGACGGGACAGGACAAUCCUAUCAGGACUUGAGGGAUGGGAGCCCCUAUGGAAUCCCCCAGUCUCCAUCCUCCAUCUCGUCCCUGCCACCCCACGCUCCUUUGCUCAAUGGGCUGGAUUACACGGUGGACAGUAAUUUGGGCAUCAUUGCGCACGCAGGGCAGGGAGUCAGCCAGACGCUGAGAGCCAUGGCUGGGGGACCCACCUCUGACAUCUCCACAGGAAGCAGUGUAGGCUAUCCCGACUUUCCAACUAGCCCAGCCUCUUGGCUCGAUGAAAUGGAUCAUCCUCCUUUUUAA